GCCAAAUAGAAGGCUGCGCUCUAGAUAAUAAAUAUUAGAAUAAAAGGAGCGCUUUUAUUUCCCAUAUGACAACAUGUCUGUGGCGUUUUCAUCGGCGCGUCCCAGGAGUAAAGGCGAGGUGACACAGCAAACCAUCCAAAAGAUGUUGGAUGAAAACCAUCAUUUAAUACAGUGUAUUAUGGAUUACCAAAGCAAAGGCAAGACAGCUGAGUGCACACAGUAUCAACAGAUCCUGCACAGGAAUCUUGUUUACUUGGCCACAAUAGCUGAUUCUAAUCAGAACAUGCAGUCACUACUACCAGCUCCUCCUAGUUCCAAUAUCUCCAUGGAUUCUGGAAGAAUGAGCCAGAGUGGGGGACAUGCACCAAGCAACCUCAGUGACAGCAUGGGACCAGGACUGCCCCCCGCAUCCAUGAUGCAGAGCCAAAUGAGCAAUGGCCCCAGCCAUGCGCCCAUGCAGUCAGGUCACAUGCAGUUGGCUGUUCCCUCCACCAGCAGCCACAGUAGCUCGAUGCCCGGCUACAGUCAGGUCACACUUGCUUCUCAGCGUAGCCUGAUCCAGGGCCCCGGGCCUGGUUUUGGUUCCUCCUCCUCUUCUUCCUCCACGCCCUCAUCUUGCUCCUCCUCCCACAGCAACCUCAACAUGCAUUCGAGCCAAGUCUCCGUGAUGCACCACCAAUCUGCUCCUCCACAUUACUCCUCAGCCCAUUCAGGGGUACAGCACUAUCAGGGACAGCAGGCAAUGGGUAUGAUGGGACAGACCAAUCAAGGAAAUAGCAUGAUGCCCCAGAGGCCCUUGGGAUCCUAUCGCUCCUCUCAGCAAGGAUCUGCACAACACUUCAUGGGACAAGACGAGUUCUACGGAGAGCAGUAUGGACACACUCAGAGCUCCACCGAGCCCAUAAACCAGCAGUAUUACGCUGAUGGUCCUGGGGAAUACGCAUAUCAGCAGGCUUCAUAUGGGGAACAAGGCUACGACAGGUCGUUCGAUGAGUCUUCACAUUACUAUGAAGGAGGUAACUCUCAGUACAGACAACAGCAGACCUCGUAUCAACAAAGCUCUGGCCAGCAGCAGCAGCCUUUCAACCAACAGCAGUACUCCUCUCAGCAGGGCUACAGCGGGCACCCACAAGGAUACGGUCCUAGUCAGGGAGGAUCAUCCCAGUUUUCUCAGUAUCAGCAGAGUCAGAGCCAACAGUAUGGAUCCUAUCGCUCUUCCCAAGGAGGCGCCGGAGCACAAACUCAAAGGGCCUACACCUAUGAACAGGGCCAAUAUGGAAACUAUUAGCAAUAAGGCACUACGGUGUUUUGUUGUUCAAGGAACAUCCGCCAUUAUAUGCUUCAACGAUAUUACCCUCAUCGAAUGGAAAGGAAGAUGUCUCUGGACAAGAUUUAUUAUCUUCUUAUAAAUCAGCAUUGUGACCAAGAUUAGAUGAUUUAAUAAAUGUGAUGCUUCCCUCAAUGCAAAAUUUGUUUAAUGGGUAGUGAAGUACAAGAGAAGCAACUUGUGAUCAUAAUUUAUAAUUUUGCCUUGCAUAGACAUGCAUAUUUUCCAUAUGGUGCUAAUUUUAUUAGUGAAACCUUUUAGUUUUACCUUAUGCAUAGAGAAGGACUUCAAAAAGAAGGCUACUGAAAAAAAACAUUUAGCCUUAAAGGAAAUGUUCUUUUUAUUUUUAGGUUGUGGGGUUUUGCUUCAUGGUAAGGGAAUUUAAAUUGUCACGAGGCUGAGCUAUUGUUUGAAAUCAGGAGGUUUGUCUGUGUUAGUCAAACUGUGAUGUGUUGCUGUGAGCUCUAAGAUUAGCAUUCACGUAUUCACUUUCUAAAUAUGUCAUAGACCCAACAGGUAGAUGACUGAUUCAGAUUUAAAAGUUUGCAUUUUUGUCCAUUUUGUGGUUGUAUGUUCAAUACCAUAUUUUAGUGGCAUUGCUCUACUUAGACAUAUUGUAGAGAUAGAUCAAGAAAGUGGCUGUUGGUCAGAGUUCAUAAACUAUGACAGGCCAGCCAGAAACAAAACAAAAACAGAUUUUCUUUCUGACUAGAGAAUGCAUCAUACAUAAGUGUUAACAGGUUGCCCUGACAACACCACCCUUAGUGAGAAUGAUGUUACAUGGGGAAAAAGUGUUCACUAUUUUCAGUAUCAAUGAGAUGUUCAAACAUAAAGUUUGAGGAAGCAGAGAGAUAUUAGAGGUUUUGAAGUAAACAGUAUUUUCUAAGAGAUGUCAAAGCAUGUCUAUGGUUCACUCAGACUUAAAACAGAUAACAGGGAGUCUGAAUAAAGUACAGGAAAAGUGCUCUGUGUUAUGCUUUUGAGCUUUUAACCUCUAUCUGUUAUGGGACAUACUGGCGUUGAAGAAGUCAGCAGCUAUUUGGAAAACUUAGAAUUAAUGUUAGGAUCUACAUCCUCUAGAAUAUUCACAGAGACUAACUUUUUAGUAUGGAUAGCCAGCGUUUACCAUGCCUAUCUCAAAUAUAAGAUGCUAAGGCUGUUUAAAUUGUCAUCUCGGCAAUCAUAUUUUCUUUGUUUUUAAAGUAUUAGUAAAGUCAAUAUAAAUAAUUUAUUAAGCAGGACGUCUAACUAAUUAGUUUUAAAUGCUGUUAGUAUAUAUUCUUUUGUUACAGUUCUAAAAUAGCAAUCAUAAUUGGUUAAAACCUGUAACUGCAGGUCAAAGCUUUACAAAAACCAGAGACUGGAAAUUGGCCAUAAAUUUUUAUCGUUUUAUCUCUACCUAUGUGUAGCGUUAAUGGAUGCCAUUCAGUACUUCUUUUUUCAUCAAAAUGUUUUUCUACUUUGUCUGCACUUUGUUUUAUAGCGACAGUGGACGUAUUGUCUAAUAUUUUGUAAUGUAGUAUGAUUUAGAUUGUUUUUUGUUCACCAGUGAUCCUCAAACAGCGAAAGUAACCCAAGAACUGAGGAGUCAUAUAUGUCCUGCACCUCUGCUUCAGUAAGUGCAAUACUCUAAGCUGUGUCAAACAUGGUUCUAAUAUUGAAUUAGCAAUUCCUUUUGCUUUUACUUUAUGCAUAGGAAAGGCAAAAGAAAUUGUCUCAGCCUAUUUAUGUAUUGUUUUUUUAGCAGUUAUGUGGUGCAACUGGUGUGGUAUUUAAGAGAAUUUAGCUUGAUUUGUGUGAUCCAUCCAUCCAUUAUUCCAUCCAUCCAUCCAUCCAUCCAUCCAUCCAUCCAUCAUCCAUCCAUCAUUAUCAUGAUUGCUAUUAAUUUAUUUUUCAUAAAAAUAAAGAAGACGAUCUGAAAACACCUCAAACUUACAAUUUCUUACAGAUGAUCCGUAAUAUUUAAUAAUUAUUGGUGUGGGUGUUAAGGGUCCAACUCAAAUGUUAGAGGCGACUGUGGCUCAGUAGAAGGUUCUGCAAGCUGAAAGCUAUGGGUUCAAUUCCAACUUCUUCCAGACACUUGUCGAUGUGCUCCUGGGCAAGGCACUUAACCUUAAGUUGCCUACCGAUCUGUGUGUUGGUGUAUGAAUGUUUGCGAAUGCAAUUGGGGGAAUGUGGCUCUAGUGUAAAGUUCUUUCAGUGGUUGGUACUACUGGAAAAGCGCAAUAUAAGUUCUGUCCUUUUACCAUUUAACUGUGCAGUAUUCUGUUAAAACUCAACUUACCUCAGACGGCAGAAAAACAGAGCAGUUGCAGUCGUUUUGCAGUACUAAUCAGGAAGCUGACUGUCUAACAGUCUGUUACUACGAAGCAUUCAACACUGACAAUCAUAGGCUCCUCUGAAUUGUUAUGUGUGUUUUAUAAUACUGUGAACGGAACAUUUAUGGUCAUUUUUUUCCACAUCUGUGUCGUGUUUUCACUUGUGACACUGAGUGUGUUUGCAGAUAUAAUGUGUUUUCUGAAGGAAAGAGUGCAACUGGAUGUGUGUCAUUCAAAUCAGAAUGUCCUCCAACCGUGUUGCCUGAUCUUUUAUGCUUAUGUCUUUUGUUACUAUUUGGUAUAUAAAAAUAAACUGAUAUUAAUCUUUU
This is a messenger RNA of Girardinichthys multiradiatus, 3974 nucleotides long. RefSeq names its product calcium-responsive transactivator-like. Gene Ontology annotation, cellular component: nucleus. NCBI's taxonomy places the organism in Eukaryota, Metazoa, Chordata, Actinopteri, Cyprinodontiformes, Goodeidae. The record is from RefSeq and is a predicted model, not a curated record. Bases 74 to 1288 code for a protein of 404 amino acids. Gene Ontology annotation, biological process: positive regulation of dendrite morphogenesis; positive regulation of transcription by RNA polymerase II. The transcript is spliced from 11 exons. Gene Ontology annotation, molecular function: transcription coactivator activity.